Molecule: messenger RNA, 5083 nt
Organism: Sciurus carolinensis (gray squirrel)
Lineage: Eukaryota; Metazoa; Chordata; Mammalia; Rodentia; Sciuridae
Gene: C7H6orf132
Product: chromosome 7 C6orf132 homolog
Exons: 5
Coding region: 188-3937 (1249 amino acids)
Source: RefSeq, a predicted model, not a curated record
AGGUAGCUCGCAUUUCCCGGAGAGCGGCGGCGCCCGCAGCACCUGUCGCCCGGUGCGCGGGCCGGGAGGACGGCGGGGGACAUGGCCUAGUGGAGUCCCCUGGGGAGACCGUGCGGAGUUCAGUCCCGGGCAGGGCAGGGCGAGGGAGGGAAGGUCCUUCCCCGGGGUCCGCGCGGCCUGCGGCAGCAUGAAAAAGAACCAGACGGUGCAGGGCACCUUCAGCAAACUCUUCGGGAAGAAGCACGCCAAUCCCGCCGCCACCUCCCUCUAUGCCACCAACCCCCCGUGGAUUUUCACUCAAGAAGCCCGGGAGGAGGGGACCAGAGAUUUUGAUGGGAUCUAUUAUGGAGACAAUCGGUUCCACACAGUGAGCGAGUCGGGGACAGCCACAUUGAAAGCUCGGCCAAGAGUCCGGCCCCUGCUGACCUUCCUCCCACUGAACGCCCAGGAGAGCCAUGGGCUGGCUGUGCCCACCCCUUCUGUCCCAGAAGACUUUGCAGACAAAGAAGUGACUGGUAUCAGCUCACUAGUCAACGGCAACCUCCGACUGUACAGCUCUGUGGGUGACCUGAGGCCUGAGCACUAUGGCCUGGAUCCACUCAUCCCCCCACCUCCCCCAGGCCCGGCCCCAGGACCACCCCAGGACAUUUCACAGCCUCCAAUGGAGGCCCCACCACUGCCUCCACCUUUCGCAGCUCCCCUACCACCUCCCCUGCUGCCGGAAUCCCCACCCCCACCCCCACCCAGCACGGCCCCACCUCCACCUCCAAUACUGGACACCCUAUCCCCGCCAGCCGCUCUUUCUCCCCCAUCCACUCCCACCCCUCCUGACUUCAUUCCCCCUGCCCCGCCCUUGGCCUUUCUAGCCCCUCCACCACCCUCUUUGCCAGCUCCAGCACCCCCAGCUCCAGUGUCUCCUCAUGCAAUGGGGACUCGUCUCUUUGCCCCUGGGGGUGUCACCAAGUGGAAAUCAGAGGUAGCACUGAAUGGCAGGCAGUCAGAGGACCCCAGAACCAGUCCCCCCAGGAGCCCUGCUGAGCUAAAGGGGAGCUCCCUGGGACCUAACCCAGAGCCCCACCUCACCUUCCCCCGUUCAUUCAAGGUGCCUCCCCCAACCCCAGUCAGGACCUCAUCUAUCCCAGUUCAGGAAGCACAAGGGGCUCCCCCAGAGGAAGAGGGGGCUACCAAGAAAGCCCCCAGCCGCUUUCCACUGCCUCCUAGCUUCCACAUUCGCCCUGCAUCCCAGGUCUACCCAGACAGAGUCCCCAAGCCAGACCACCCUGGGGAGCUCAGGGCAGAGGCACCAGCACAGGACAGCUCAAGGCUCAGCCAGCCCACAACAAAGGAGCAAGCAGGAACUCCACCCCCAGCCCCUCCCCUGCCCCCUCCUGCACCCCCACUCCCUCCCCCUGCACCUCCCCUUCCUCCAGCUGCUUCUUUGCCUUCUGCUGAGCUGGCAGCCCCUCCACCUGCCAGGUUUACCAAAAGCCCUAAAUCCAGCUCGCCUGCUCUCAAACCCAAGCCCAGACCUCCCAGCCCGCAGGACCCCUCCUCUUCAGAACCUGUGGACUGGCGGGAUCCCAGCCAGAUGGAAAAGCUGCGAAGUGAACUGGCAGCCUACCUCUGUGGCUCCAGGAGGGAGGACCGAUCCGUGAGUCACAGGUCAGGCCCCAUGGUGGCCUCUCAGGAUAAAGAGAGCAAGAAGGUCCUCAGUCAGCUAGACGAAGCAGCCCCCACAAGCCUGCCAGAGAAGAUCCCCCCAGGUGUUUCUGAGAAGAGUCCCUGCAACAGCAGCGUGCCCCUGCCCCCAGUGGACUACGUCCCCCAAGAUGCACCAACCCCCAGUGUUCGGCAAAUCCGGAAUGAGCUGGAGGCUCGGCUGUCCUCAUCAGCAGACAAGGAGGCCAAACCCAGCAUCGGGUCUCUACCACCUAAACCUCGGCUAGAAGGGGGAAGAAUCUUUGAAAAUGGAACUGAUAAUGGCAAAUUCUCCAAGCCUGUACCCAAGAAUCCGCCAGCUCUGUCCACUGCACCUCAUCCAACCACACCACUCCAAUCCAAGGACACACCUUCACCGGCCAUACCACCCAAGGCCACACCACCCAAGGCCACACCUGGGCCGGCCACACCACCCAAGGCCACACCUGGACUGACCACACUUGAGCUAGCCACACCACCCAAGGCCAUACCUGGGCGGGUCAUACCACCCAAGGCCAUACCUGGGCUGAACACACCUGAGGCAGCCAUGCCACCCAAGGCCACAUCUGAGCCGGCCACACCACCUAAGGCCACACCUGGGCCGGCCACACCACCCAAGGCCACACCUGGACUGACCACACUUGAGCCAGCCACACCACCCAAGGCCACACCUGGGCGGGCCAUAUCAUCCACAGUCACAACUCUGCCCAUUACGUCAUCCCAACUGAUGGCAGAAAAGGACCUCAUCCCUGUAGGGCAGCAGGAGAAAACAGAAUCUCAAGAAAGUACAGUAUCCUCCCAGCCAGGAGCCAAAGAACCCACAUCAGAAGUCAAUAGCCUGCCCACACCAGAUGCUCUCUCUUCUCCAGCUCUCCUAUCAAAGAUGUCCCCUAGCCCAGAAGAUGUGCCAUUUCUCUACAAGCCCCACGGUAGCCAAAACAGCCCCAGCAGAGAGGUUGCUGUGGUGAUGCCUACGCUGGCCAGAGGAGAGGCUGCAGAGUCAGCUGGGCCUGUGGACGAAAAGGAGCCCCAGGGCCUGCCAGUCAAACCCCCUGCCCCAGCCCACCCUGCUGACCAACUCCUCAGACACCCAGUGACCGGGGAGGUGGUGGAACAGGGCUCCCCCAUGGCCCUGCUCUUGGCAGCUAGGCAGAGAGCACAGAAGGGGAGGCCUGGAGGAGCAGCCCUGGGGCGGUCCUCCCUACCAGGGAGUCUCCGCGGCCACAGGAGCCAUCCUGAGGCUAGCUCCGACAGCAUUUUCUACAGCGAUAGCCGACCCAACUCCUUCACUGUGGUUCCCAAAUUACCCAAGGAGGCUGAGAAGGACUCCCAGCUGACCUCGACCGCGCGGCCCACGGUAUCCAGUCAGUGGAGGCCUCAGCGGGGAAGAGACCCAGAGGUCACAGAGCCAAUCCAUCGUCCCCUGUGGACAAAGGCAGAGCCCCCAGUCGCUGUGGCCUGGGAAAGAUCAGCUCCCUCCAACCUCUCCCUUAACCGCCUGCUGCCCAAGUCCUCCUCCUCUCCAUCCUCUCCUUCCUACAAGAGGGAGGAGGAGGAGGAGGAGAAGGAAUUCAGCUUUGAGGUCAUCCCACCGCCGCCAGAGUUCAGCAAUGACCCUGAGCCCCCCACCCCUGCCCCGGCCCUCCAGUAUGCGGGCCGCCGGGCGACCCCGGCCCGGAACAACUUUAAAGACUUGGGGCAGCCCCUGGACGCGGCCCCUGCGGCCGCGCCGGCUCGCGGCUUCUCGCGCUUUCCCAGUGCGCUCUACUCCGGCGCCGGGGGCCUGGAGCGCUUCUCCGGCGGAGGCCGUUCGCUCAUCAAGAAGCGCCUGUACGUCGGGGAGCCCCACCGCAACCCCGGGCUGCCCCGUGGGGCCACCGGCCGCAGCCUAAGCUCCCCCAACUGCUUCGGACCGCAGCCCGGAGGACCCUUCGGGGCGCAGGGAGGCCCCGAGAUGCGGCGCGUCAAUUCCGCGGGCCGCGCGCCCCCCGGCGGCCUGCACGCGCGCAGGCUGUCCCUGGAGGGCGCCGCCCGGGGCGCGGGGGAGGCCAAGUACAAAGCGCCGGGUGGCGGCGGCAGUGGCGGCGGCACGGACUACGGCUUCGUCCCUGCCACCGGCAGGUCUUCUCACAACACCCCCCAUUAUGGAAGCCCCAUCAAUACCUUCACCGUGAGGCCUGGGACCCGUCAUCCCAUCUCCUAUGCCUACUCAGGAGCCCACCGGAAAGCCACAUCCUGAGUCCCGGGGUUCUUUCAGCUCUACUUCAAGGGGUUGGAUCUGGGCACUUGUUUCUGUGGGAGGUGGGAGGGUCGCAGCAGGUGUUAGCCUGACUCAGACAUGGAGGAGUCUUUGCUCCCUGAGGACCCACGGACAAAUGAGUGAGAAGUGUGGCCUAGGGAAUACUGAGUGGGCUUCUGUUUUCCCAGAUCACCAGAGCUGCUACGGACUGUUUGGCAUGGGGGGUGGGAGGGGCAGAGGAAGGAGAGGAGGAACCAUUCAGGGCCUGGGCCCUGAAUUUCCGUUAGCUGGUAUUAUCUGCUUUAGCAAGAUUUAUUUAAAGCAGUUUUACAAGCAUGGCCUACAGAACAGGUUCUAGAAGCAAGGGUUGGGAACUUAUUCUCAGUUGAAACCAUGGGAUCCUCACAAAGGGCUAAAGUCCAUCCCUGUCUGGGUGGGUGUAGGUCACAAUAGGUAGAUAUCUUUAGCCUCCACUUGUUGCCACCAAGAGGUGAUACCUGGGGUUCCUAGCUGCACUGAGGCAAACCAAUACUAUGCAUGCAUAAUAUAUGGAGAAGGUACUGGAAUAGAAGCCCUUUGCAUUGACCAAAUCCAGACAGUUAGAUUUCUCCUUGGCUCUGGCCCUUAGCUACAGGGAGACCUACAGAGAAGAGAUUUGGCAGCUGACAGGAUCAAGGCUUAUUUUUUUUUUAAACUCAGACCCGUGUAGCCCUGAUUUGGGGGAUUGGGCCCAGGAGCUAUAAAGUCCAGGGCUUGACACCAGAGGUCCUACUUGGCCCUGUCUCAUAUGGGAUUUGAAGGGGGCAUUCUUUCUAACCCCAAUACUAUAAAUCACCAAUAUUACUGAGGCCUUAAAGUGUGUAGCUAAGACGCCUCAGAGAGUAGGACACAGCAGAGAUGAGAACAGAGGCCCGAGAAAAGCACUGAUGGGGAAAUGUGUUUUAGAAAAUUAAGAGUGGUAGGAUUGGGCCAGUCCAGAGCGGGUGAAACUAUCAGUAGGGUAAUAAUUUGUCCUUUGCCUGGGCAGUCCAGGUUUAUGCCUGUUUCCCAGUGAAUUAGACCCCCUUGUAUUUAAAAAAAAAAAAAGAAAGAAAGAAAAGAAAAAAAUUCCUGUCUUCAGGUCAAGGUCAGCUGGAUACUCAGGAC